Messenger RNA from Wasmannia auropunctata (little fire ant), 2283 nucleotides. RefSeq names its product smad nuclear-interacting protein 1. Gene Ontology annotation, molecular function: protein binding; mRNA binding. The record is from RefSeq and is a predicted model, not a curated record. NCBI's taxonomy places the organism in Eukaryota, Metazoa, Arthropoda, Insecta, Hymenoptera, Formicidae. Gene Ontology annotation, cellular component: nucleus. Gene Ontology annotation, biological process: miRNA processing. Bases 277 to 1179 code for a protein of 300 amino acids. The transcript has 2 exons.
UGGCGGAUCGCAGGUCGCGGGCUCUUUAUUGUGCAGUAUACCGUACCGCUAAUUCGUACGCGAAAUUGUAAAACGGAUUGUUCCACCGGCAAAUCGUGAUAACGAGAACGUUUUGCACGCCGCCGAUCUCGUCGUGCAAUUAUCACACAUGAGCAACGUCGCGACUCGAUCUCUCGCUGUGAUUAAUCUAACCAAGUAAGUUAGGUUAGGUUAGAUUUGUUGAUCGACGAUUAUUUCCCCGACUUGGGAUUCGAUUCGCGAAUAAACGUGGAAAGUAUGUCAAAUUGGCGGUCGAGUCACAGCGGCGUCGCCGAACGACGGGACACGCAUAAGAAUAACAGGGAGAACAGGCGCGACAGGAAUAAUGAGGCUCACAGAGACAGAUCGCAGAGGAGCAGGGACAGGGAUCACAGGGGUGGCAGACGCGAACACACCAGGAGGGACGACGAGAAGCAGGGGGACAAGAGGAAGCACGAGAGAUCGCCGCUGAGGCGGGAAAACAAUUAUCCCAGGCACCGGGAGCGCAACGAGAGGAGCAGGAGUAGGGACAGGAGGGACGAGUCCGGCAGGAGACGCAACGAUCAGCACAAGCAGAAGCGAAGCCCGGAGGAGACGAGGGCGAAGAGGGAAUCCUCGGCGGAAUGGGGCAAGGCGGCUGCGAAGGAGGAGAAGGAGAAGCCCAACUUCGAGCUGUCGGGUAAGUUGACGGAGGACAUGAACACCGUCAACGGAGUGGUUAUCAAGUACUCCGAGCCGGAGGACGCCAAGAAGCCCAAACGCCGAUGGCGAUUGUAUCCCUUCAAAGGCGAGAAGGCGCUACCCACGUUGUACAUACACCGGCAGUCGGCGUAUCUCAUGGGCAGGGAUCGCAAGGUGGCCGACAUACCCCUGGAUCAUCCCUCGUGCUCGAAGCAACACGCCGCUCUGCAGUAUCGUUUGAUCCCCUACCAAAAGGAGGGUGGCGUCGAGGGUAGAAGAAUACGGCCGUAUAUUAUCGACUUGGAGUCCGCAAACGGCACCUUUGUAAAUAAUGUAAAAUUGGAACCGAGGAGGUAUCAUGAAUUAUUGGAGAAGGACGUGGUACGGUUUGGCUUCAGCACCAGGGAAUACGUUCUGCUGCACGAGCACAGUAAGGAUGAUUCCUUCGACGAUGAUGUACCUCUUACAAAUGCGACUUAAGAGUAAUUUUACGAACUUAUUUCUAAUAGGGAAAAAAUCCAGAGAUGAAUACGUAUGAAGACUGACGCAGAAAUUAAGCUGUGAGAAGCGAGGUGUCUGUGCGAAGAGGAAAAGAUCCACUAUAUGUGUAGAUACAGUCUUAUUAAUAAUCGUUUGAAUUCUCCAAAUCGUUUUAAAUGCAUAUUAAUAUUAUUCACGUAUAAGAUAGUAAUUUUUGACAAUUUCCAAAAUAUACUUUGGAAAUCCGAGAUUUGUUUACCACAAAAAAAAAAGAGGAAUAGUGGUACUUCACUUUUCUUUUGUACAUUUUUCUGUGUUUCUUUGAUAUCUUAAUAGAGUUUGAAUUGUAUCGUGUGCAUGUAACUUGUAGGUUAUAAAAAAUAACUAAAACUCAUGUAUAUUAUUUGUAAUAUAUUAUUUACAAUUACUUGUAAUAUUCACUGAUUCAUAAUUUAUUUUGCUAUAUAAAGUUACUCGAAAAAAAAAAAAACAAAUUUGAUGUAUAGUCAGUCCAUCGACGCAAACUUCGCAAGAUUUUAUACAUUAUAAUUUAUCUUUUCGAUAAAAUUAAUAAAAUUACACAUAGACUUUCAUAUUGUUAAAACUACGCAGAAAACUUAACAAUUUCUUAUAUUAAGUUCCAUAUUUGCUAAUUGUCAUCAAACAUGAAAUUUGUACAAUGAACAGUGAAAAAUUUCACAGAUUUUAUUCAAAAAAUAUGUUAUUUAAAAUUAUAAUUAUAAAGUUAAGCUCCUCUCUAUAUAUUUAUUUCACAUUUAUCAUUCUAUAUCAACAUAUUAUUCCUAUUUAAUUCUAUUAAAUAACAGUUUCGCGAUUUAUUACUAAAGUUACAAAAUUUAUACGUUCCGAAACAAUCUGCCAUAUCUGCGUAACAAAUUUUUGAGUAUAAAAGAUCAUGUAUGUACAUUAAAAGGGCAGUUUAAAGCUAUUCUCAACUCCGCGCAUUCCUCUCUAUCUUCUUCACAUACGAAAUACUUGGGCAUUAAUGAUAAUAAGCAGAGCUUAAUGUAUGAGCGUACGUAGUUUGAUAUAUUUAAGGCACCGUAUUUUAGGAUAAAAAAGAAACAAAAAAUUUGAGCAAAA